Molecule: messenger RNA, 2275 nt
Organism: Meira miltonrushii
Lineage: Eukaryota; Fungi; Basidiomycota; Exobasidiomycetes; Exobasidiales; Brachybasidiaceae
Exons: 3
Coding region: 1-2169 (722 amino acids)
Biological process (GO): double-strand break repair via homologous recombination; reciprocal meiotic recombination
Cellular component (GO): nucleus
Molecular function (GO): ATP-dependent chromatin remodeler activity; ATP binding; DNA translocase activity
Source: RefSeq, a predicted model, not a curated record
AUGAAUCGUCCUGAUGCAAAACAUCAAGAACGCUUUAAUCUAAGAGGCGGAGAAGUUGUUGAUGUGCAUAUCAAUCCAUUGCUCGCGAGAGUGAUGCGGCCAGAUCAAAUCGAGGGCGUGCGCUUUCUCUACAACAGUGUCACUCAAUUGCGAAGCCUCAUGCCAGAGUCGGCAGGCGCGAUAUUAGCAGAUGAAAUGGGAUUAGGAAAAACGUUGCAAACCAUUGCAGUGGUUGACAUCCUUUUGCGUCAAUGCUGCUAUUUCUUCCCGAAAAGGCGAUCCACUGUUGAGAAGGUGCUCAUUGUCUGCCCUGCAACAUUGGUGCGCAACUGGAAAUUGGAAUUCAAGAAAUGGCUCGGAGAUGAAUGCCGAGUACUGUGUGCUGACGAGAACACAGACAUCAAGAGUGUCAUUUAUGGAAAGUAUGAAGUCCUUGUUGUCAAUUACGAAAAGGUCCGCAACCAUAGUACGCUCUUUUCUUCUGCAAAGUUCGGCUUGCUUGUAUGCGAUGAGGCUCAUCAGAUCAAAAACGCAGACUCGCAGAUUACUCAAGCUCUUGACUCUUUGCGCAUAGAGAGAAAGAUCCUAUUAACCGGUACCCCUAUCCAGAAUAAUCUGACGGAGUUCUACACCAUGAUCAACUUCAUUGCAAGAGGUUACUUGGGAGACAAAGCAAAAUUCAGGAAGGAUUUCGAAGUUCCCAUUACCCGUGGACGAAAACCCAAUUGCCCUUUUAGACAUUGGCAGAUGGCCGAAGAGCGCAGCAGAUUACUUCAAAAGAUCACCGCUCCUUUGUUGCUGCGAAGAACUGCAGAAGCAGUCAAUCGACGACUUCCACCGAAGCAUGACAUCGUUUUGUUCUGCAACCCAUCGCCACUUCAACAUAAAAUUUACACUGCCCUGGCAUCCCUCGAGCUUGUCAACUUUGAGCAAUUGGCUACUGAGCCGAAGCUAACGGGUUUGGAGAGGAUUCUUCUCUUACAGAAGUUGUGCAGUGCUCCGGAUCUUUUAGUGGACGAUGUCCAUGGCAAAGGCAAGACAGGCAAACGGAUCAAAGCCACUAUUGGAGCAGCAUGCGACACCGUGCCACGGGUCAAAACACGCCGUUCUCAAGACAGCGGCAAAAUCUCCGCCCUCCUCAAACUCUUAGUAGGCAUUCGACGUAAGACUGAUGAUAAAGUCGUUCUUGUCUCGAACUUUACAAUGACUCUCGAUAUCAUCCAAGAAAUUUGCGAAAGUAUGAGAUAUCCUUUCCUUCGUAUAGACGGAAAUGUCAAGCCAAAAACAAGGUCAGGGAUCGAGCAUGAGUUUAAUACUUCAGCUUCGAAAGAUUGUUUCAUCAUGCUCUUGAGCGCAAAAGCAGGUGGGCAAGGUAUGAAUCUGAUGGGUGCAAAUCGUCUCUUUAUGCUUGACUGCGACUGGAAUCCGGCAAGAGAUCAUCAAGCUAUGGGACGCAUUCAUCGAACUGGACAGAAAAAGGAAUGUUUCAUUUACCGAUUAAUGUUGUCAGGAACACUAGACGAGAAAAUAUUCCAAAGGCAAAUCAGCAAGAUGGGAUUGAGUGAUGCCUUGAUGCUCACGCAAGAGGACAGCAAUCUGGCAGAGGACUUCGCAGAAGAAGAGUUGAGGGACGUCUUGAGAUAUCAAAACGAUACACCUUGUUCAACACAUGACAUUUUGCAAUGUCCUUGUGGAGGGAAAGGGAUCUUACUCGACGAUGUCAAUCGCCUUUUCCAAGAUCGAACGCCUACAGAGGAAGAUGAGGACGAACAAGAUAGCUUACCAGGCUUUAUGAUGGCUUCGCAAGUAACAGAGGCAAAUAUCAAUCGCAAGGUCAAAGAGACUCGAAAAAAGUUGGCUUCUUUAUUCGAUUGGACGCAUCAUAAUUUCAGCAAAGCAGAAAAUGCUGUUUUGACACAAGAUGAGAUUCUGAACUACAUCAUCGAAAGGGAUGCACAAUCUGAAAGUACGGCAAAUAAUGGUGAUGGUGACGAACCCUUUUCUUCCUCGUCUAAACCUUCUGGAGCGAUCUUGUAUGUGUUUGCCAAGCAAAGAAGAAUGCUGUACAAGGAGAACCUCAAGGAAGAUAUUUCGAUUGAAGAUGACGAUGAAAGUCCCAAGACUAAAGCACUGAUGAGGAAGAAGGCGGAGAUGAAUGAUGUAAUUUAAAUAUCGAAAUCGGGUAUGACGAAGACCAUAUGUACCAUAAGCAUACAUGUACCAUAUAAUACACCAUCAAUUUGUACAAUAAAAAAGCAAACUCAUUUCAUUUUCC